Stylophora pistillata is the source of this 2250-nucleotide messenger RNA. RefSeq names its product ras-related C3 botulinum toxin substrate 1. Gene Ontology annotation, molecular function: GTPase activity; GTP binding. Gene Ontology annotation, biological process: small GTPase-mediated signal transduction. The record is from RefSeq and is a predicted model, not a curated record. Lineage: Eukaryota; Metazoa; Cnidaria; Anthozoa; Scleractinia; Pocilloporidae.
CUAGGUUCUCAGCUCUUAUAAGGCGGACUCCUUCGAUAGCUUCGGAACUUCCGUUUGAUUCUCGUUUAAGAUUGUGUUUUGUCAGAGAAAUUUACCAAAGAACACCGUAAAUCGACUUCAUUGAAGACUCCAACCUCGAUUUUAAAGGGUUUGCUUUGAUUUUGAGAGGAGCUCGAAGCCACGAUGCAAGCAAUCAAAUGUGUGGUUGUCGGAGAUGGUGCUGUGGGUAAAACAUGUUUGUUGAUCAGUUAUACCACAAACGCUUUUCCGGGGGAGUAUAUUCCUACAGUAUUUGAUAAUUAUUCUGCAAAUGUUAUGGUCGAUGGCAAGCCUAUAAAUCUUGGUUUAUGGGAUACUGCAGGGCAGGAGGACUAUGAUCGCUUGAGGCCUCUCUCGUAUCCCCAAACUGACGUAUUUCUAAUAUGCUUCUCAUUAAUAAGUCCAGCUUCCUUUGAAAAUGUUCGAGCAAAGUGGUAUCCGGAGGUAAGCCACCAUUGUCCCAACACCCCAAUCAUCUUAGUUGGCACAAAGCUUGACUUACGGGAUGACAAGGAAACAAUUGAAAAAUUGAAAGAGAAGAAGCUGGCUCCUGUAGUGUAUACAGAUGGCUUAAAAAUGACAAAAGAAAUUAGUGCACAAAAAUACCUUGAAUGCUCGGCUCUUACACAAAAAGGACUGAAAACAGUGUUUGAUGAAGCAAUCAGGGCAGUGCUGUGUCCAACAAUUAAGAAAACGAAGAAGAAAGGUGGAUGUCUACUGCUAUAAAUUAGAGACCAUAGCUUUGGAAAAACAACCAGACAACUUGUAAUGUGUGGAUAUUUCCUUGGUUUGGUCUGUUGCUACACAUAUCAAGCAAUUUGUUCUGAAAAAGGAAUCAUUAAUCUUUUCCUAUUAGUUUAUACUGAAAUGAGAAAAAUAGGUUGCUAUCAUGUUUUUUGAUGUCCACUGAGUUGCAGCAUGAUCUGGGUACAUUAAUUUCAUUUCUUUUAGUUUUUCCAUAGUUACAAGAAACCAGAAACAUAAUUUACUAAUUACUCUACAUAGGGAAUACAACAUGUUAAUGCAACAAUUAACUUUCAAAUAUUUUUAUGGCUUAAAAAUAAUUCUGUUCAUUUUGUUGUCCACUAGUAGUGUUAGAAGAGAGUGCCCAGAUGUUUAUUCAGAGUGAUAAUACAGCUGUUAUUCUUGGUUGUUUUGCAAGUACUAUGUUCCCUCCUAUUACACCAACCUUCUCUCCUCUCAUUUGGAAUGUUUCUUUAAUUACAAGAAAGUUUUACUCCUUGCUGUCUGGCUGGCAGUGCUUUUACAUGAUUUUGCCUCAGAGGAAUAUGAGGUUAACAUUACUGUGUGUUGAUUUCCAUGCUAAGCUGUCAGCUGUCUUGGUUAGGACUAGUGUUUUGUAGUUAUUAGUUGACAGGGUUCUUGUUUGAUGAUUGAUUUUGGAUAAUGUGGGUUUAUUGAAGUGCUUUUUGUAGUGUUAAUGGGAAGGUGUGUGAUCAAUCUGUUUAAUUUGCACAUGGAGAGCAAGAGAUGAGGCUGGAUCCCAUAUACACUGGCAAGCAGUGCUUGCUCUAACUUGUUUACAGACCCAUGUCAUGUCAUUAUUAAAUGGAAAGUUAUCAAUACUUAAAAGCACAGCACCUCAUAAGUUUAGUCUUUGAAAUCUCCACUAAUAGUGAUUUUUGCGUUGGGUUUUUUUUAGUAAACUGUGAAAAAAAUGAAACAAAAAAUUAAUUUUUCAAAUUAUAAUUUUGAAAGUGCAACUGUCACACUUGGUGGUCUUGCUUCAGGGUCUGUUGAUUUUUAUUGUUUUGUUAUUGCCUUAGUUGAUUUGAGUUGCCAGCUGGAUAGCUAGGGUUAUUUGCAUAAAACUAGCUGUCCGUCCUACAUAUAUAUCAGAUUGAAUUGCGAACUGUAAGGACUUUGAUUCAUAUUCAGGGAUCAUAACAAGCCAUAUCAGAAUUUCCAAUUUGCAAGUUUGUAAAUAAGAUAAUUAUGGCUUUCAAAUGGCAUGAGGAUUAGAACUGCUUUUUGGAAUGGUAAUUGAGGAGUUGGUCUGUUUUGCACUGGGAUUUCUUGAUGCAAUAACUUUAAAUGAAGUGUGGACAAUCUUCCCUGCAACUUUAUAAUUUUAUAUGUACAUGUAGGGUAUUGUGUAGGCAGUAACAUCUUGUGAAAUUCGUGUUAUAUUUCUACCUUACAUUCAAGAUUUUGGCCUUACUUAUGUAAUAAAAGAUCAAGAAAUCAUGA